Messenger RNA from Tripterygium wilfordii, 1772 nucleotides. RefSeq names its product glutamate dehydrogenase 1. Gene Ontology annotation, biological process: L-glutamate catabolic process. The record is from RefSeq and is a predicted model, not a curated record. Gene Ontology annotation, molecular function: L-glutamate dehydrogenase (NAD+) activity. Lineage: Eukaryota; Viridiplantae; Streptophyta; Magnoliopsida; Celastrales; Celastraceae. Gene Ontology annotation, cellular component: mitochondrion. Bases 325 to 1560 code for a protein of 411 amino acids. The transcript has 11 exons.
AAGUUGGGGAACAGAAAAUGAUGGAUAUAUCAACAUGUAAUGUUGUGGAAUUCGCGUAGGAUUCACGUAACUCUAAUAGCAUUUGAAGAAGAGUAUACUACUCUAAUGGAGGGAGGAAGGAAUAGAUGCCCCCCAUAUUUAUAUAUAUAUGUAUAGAUUCAUUGACAUGUCAUGAGUAGAAUUUCUCAGACUUGUGUUUUUGCAGAGAACAAAAAAAACUACUUUAUGCAGUAGGUUCUUAAGGAAUUGGAUUCUUGUUCUUGCUGAUGCUUGAAGUGGUUCUCGGUGUCAUCGCAAAAAAGAUAGAAGGAGCUAAGAACAACCAUGAAUGCAUUAGUGGCAACCAACAGAAACUUCAAGCUAGCAGCUCGAUUGCUAGGGUUAGAUUCGAAGCUCGAAAAGAGUUUGCUGAUCCCAUUCAGAGAAAUCAAGGUUGAGUGCACUAUACCUAAAGAUGAUGGAACUUUGGCAUCUUUUGUUGGAUUUAGGGUUCAGCAUGACAAUGCCAGAGGACCCAUGAAGGGAGGAAUCAGAUAUCAUCCUGAGGUUGAUCCGGAUGAAGUGAAUGCUUUAGCACAAUUGAUGACAUGGAAGACAGCAGUGGCAAACAUUCCCUAUGGAGGUGCUAAAGGCGGAAUAGGAUGUAAUCCAGGAGAUUUGAGUAUAUCAGAGCUCGAACGCCUUACUCGAGUCUUCACACAGAAGAUACACGAUCUCAUUGGUGUCCACACCGAUGUUCCAGCGCCCGAUAUGGGUACUGGUCCACAGACAAUGGCAUGGAUACUAGAUGAGUACUCAAAGUUUCAUGGAUAUUCUCCUGCAGUCGUGACAGGAAAACCUACUGAUCUCGGAGGCUCACUAGGAAGAGAUGCUGCUACUGGAAGAGGCGUGCUGUUCGGAACUGAAGCCUUGCUUAAUGAGUAUGGAAAAACCAUCUCCGGACAGCGAUUUGUUAUACAGGGUUUUGGAAACGUCGGUUCGUGGGCUGCCCAGCUGAUCAAUGAAAAUGGUGGCAAGAUUGUGGCAGUUAGUGACAUUACUGGAGCCAUAAAGAACAGCAAAGGACUUGAUAUUCCAAGGCUUCUCAAGCAUGCCAAGGAAAAUAAGGGUGUGAAGGGAUUCAAUGGAGGGGAUUCAAUUGAUCCUAACUCAAUAUUGGUUGAGGACUGUGACAUUCUUGUCCCAGCUGCUCUUGGAGGUGUCAUCAACAGGGAAAAUGCAAAUGAUAUCAAGGCCAAGUUCAUCAUUGAAGCUGCCAAUCAUCCAACAGACCCAGAAGCUGAUGAGAUCUUGUCGAAAAAAGGCGUAGUUAUCCUUCCAGACAUUUAUGCAAACUCAGGAGGAGUCACAGUCAGUUACUUUGAGUGGGUGCAGAAUAUCCAAGGUUUUAUGUGGGAUGAAGAGAAAGUGAAUAGUGAACUAAAGACUUACAUGACUAAAGGGUUCAAGGACGUGAAGGAGAUGUGCAGAACCCACAACUGCGACCUCCGAAUGGGAGCCUUCACCCUCGGAGUGAAUCGCGUGGCACGGGCAACUGUUCUGAGGGGAUGGGAAGCCUGAGUUUGAGAUUACUUCCACUUGAAUAAAAGGAUAGAGACCUUAGAGGGACUUCUUCCUGGUACUUGUCACUGCUUCUGAUGUUUCUGUCUUACUGAGAAAUUCAACCAAGUUUUUGUUUUGAUUUGAGUUUCUAUUUUCCACCACCGGUUCAAGUGUUUUGAUCUAAUAUCUGUCUACCAUUUAUAGAUUCUCAUGGAAACUUUGAGUGAUCA